GGAGAGGCAGGAGAAAAAGAGCAGAGGCCAGAGAGGGAUGACGUGUGGACCAAUCUCAGAAGCUAAGUGGGGGACAAGUCCACCUUGAAAAAUGUGCUAUACUGCGUUCCUGCAUCUGCCACAAUGAAAUACCACUAAUGGUGGCCUAAAACAACAUUCUCUCACAGCUCUAGAGGCCAAAAGUCUGAAAUCCAGGUGUGGGCAGGACCCCAUGCCCUCUGAGGGCCCCAGGAGACGACCCCUCCCUGCCUCGUCCAGCUUCUGGUGGCUGCCAGUGUCCCCUGUGUCCCUUGGCUUACAGACGCUCCGGUCUCUGCCUCCAUCUUCAAGUGGCUAUUGCCCAUCUGUGUGUAUCUGCCCAUCUCCUCACAAGGACACCAGGCAUUGGAUUUAGGGCCCACGCUGCUCUGGGACAACCUCACCUUUACCUGACUACUUCUACAAAGACCCUACUUCCAAAUAAGGUCACAGAUACAGGAGUCAGGACCUCAGCAUGUUUUGGGGGACGCAUUCCCACCCACAACAGGUCCCAAGGGCUAAGUCAACUCCUUGAGCCUACUGAGGCCCGGGGGAGUGUCCCGGGAGGAAUCCGGGCUCCCCGCAGGUACCUUUGUGACCUUGGAUGAGUCACCUGGCCUCUCUGUGUCUCAGUUCCCAGUCUAGAGAGUGGAGACCACAGGCAUUCCUCACGGAAUCGUCUGGAGGACUGCAUUAGGCAGUGACAUCACUGAGAGCUCCAGGCUUGGCUGCGGAGCCAAGUUUGACCCCAAACUCUGGUCCUGGGGAUGUGGCUCCCCUGUCCUGUGCGGACAAGGAGCAGAUGUGGAAGGGAGGGAAGGGAAAGAGGAGGGAGGAGGCGAGACCAGCCGGUCUUAGGGAAGAGCCGCUCUGGCGCGACCAGGAGCUGGGAGGAUGGCUGGCAUGGGUGACUUGUGGGUCUCCGUGGAGGGCCGACCGGGCCACGGGGUCGGCAUAGCAGCCACCGCCCCCGCCACGGAAUAGGAAGGGCCGCGGCGGGCCUAACACCUCCGCCAGUGGAUUGUGCUGUAACCAGCUGACAGCACAGCCCGCCUGGCCUCGGGAAUCAGGGGCCUAGCUGUUAGCAGUCCAGACCCCCAGGCCUCCACCCCGAGGUCUGAGGGGAUCCACCCCUCUCGGACAAGGAUGGGGACCAGGAUGCUUGGUUCUGUAUUGUCCACCUAGAAAGGCAGGGUCAGCACAGCCCGAUCCAAUCCACAGACAGCACCAGGCAGCCCCCCGGGACUGCCCCCCAGCCCUCACCCUUUAAUCCAGGGCUCUGAGAGCGGGAGCCGCUCCAUGGGAGGGGCCCUGCUCACCCUGCUCACCUCCCACCCUGCCACCCCUGUGAAUGAGGGCGGAGCCAGCGUCUGCCUUCCUUGCUUGACCCCUCUGUGCCUCAGUUUCCCCGGGUGUGGCAGGGUGCGGUGGGAGUUCAGCUACACAAAAAGGGCUUGGCAGGACGGCUCAGUGAGCACCGUUUCAUUGAUAGUGCGGUGGCCAUUGUUGGUGCCUCGGAGGUGCUCCUGGCGAUGAGGCAGGAAACGUACCAGAAACACUUACUCAGGGCUUGAACAACCGCUUUGUACACGCAUCAACUAAGAAGCAAAAGGAGCUGAUUGGAAGCCACUUAGCCCUUUUCCCCUUCUGGUGACUGGGGUAUGAGGUCCUGAAGGAAGCCCCCAAGGGGUCUUCGGCUCUUACCUGCCAGACGACACCUCCUCCAGGAAGGUCACCGGUCUGCCACCUUUUGCUCUUAGAAACUUCAGGGGCCAAGGACCUCCCAUCCCACUGCCCCACUGGAGCAGCCCCCAACUCGUCAGCAUCCCCCCCACCUCCUUGGUCAAGAAGUCACCUUUGGGUGCAAAACACCCUCCAUUCGGCACGGUCCGGGCAGCCUCGCAGGUACAGGGGAGGCACCCGGGCCUCUACAGGACGCAGCCGCUCAUCCUCACUCUUGAGUGACUAUUGCAGUCUGCGCUUUUAUUUUAUUUAUUUUUAUUUUUUCAAUGUUUAUUUCUUUUUGAGACAGAGACAGAGCAGGAGCAGGAGAGGGGCAGAGAGAGAGGGAGACACAGAAUCUGAAGCAGGCUCCAGGCUGUCAGCACAGAGUCCAACACGGGGCUCGAACCCAUAAACUGGGAGAUCAUGACCUGAACCGAAGUCAGAUGCUUAACCGGCUGAGCCACCCAGGCGCCCCAGCCGUCUGGGCUUUUAAAAGCCAUCUUUAAAACUUUUGCUCCAGACCUCGAGGCCUCCGUGGGCCUCACUCUGCAUGGGGAGAGUGCCCAUCACCUCCCCACUGAGAGGCUGUCACCAUUUGGGAGGAACAGCCUGCCUGGGCCCCAGCUUUCCUGUCUCUCCAUGAGCUCCCGGGGCAGGUGGGGCACAGGGUGGAUCCCAGGUGGCUGAGCCAGAAGCUUCUAUUCUCAGAAGCUCUCUAUAGUGGCAUUCUGUGGAUGAAGAGGAGAGCUUUGAGUUGGGGUGGCCCUGCCUCUAAUCACAGCAGGAGCUAGCUGCCUUGUUUUCAGAACAGCAGGUACCACAGGGGCAGAAAAAGCACCACAGAAACGGUUCUGUAUCCAAAUCCACCAGCCAUACUGACACUUCUGCUCAAAGCCCAUUUCAAGUCGAGCAACGCAGGUCUGGAAUUCACUCUCUUGACCUAAACACGUUCGAAAGGAGCAGCCCUUUGGGGCUGACAUUUAACCAUGGCAAAUUCUGGUCAAGGGUUUAAGCUUCCAGCUUUUCCCCUCUUGCCUAAUUCUUGCGGCCUCCUAGGAGUAUUGCAAGUCAUGACCCCUGUUUGGGGCAAGUGGAAAGUUACAGAUUCUGGCCAGCCUUUAAAAACCUACCUGCUCCGCCUGGCAGUUCUGUGCUGAGGACAGCACCUGUUUGCCCUGGGUUUCCCCAGGGGAGUGCUGAGGUCAAAUAUUCAUCGUUUCUAUGACACACUACAAUGGGAUGGAGUGAGGGCUGGGACUCUAUCACAAGGCCCUGCUCAGGAGUCCUGCUGACGUCUGGAAGGAGUGUGUCUUGCAGAGAGGAACCGGCAAGUGGUUCCCAGCCCCCUGAUGUGUCGCUGGGUAGAGCGUCGUUGGCACUUGGAGAAGGAAAGGGUUACAUGUGCUUAGGGAGCUGGCUUCUCUGAGGUGAUAUCAGAGGGCGAGGAGGACUUCAAAGGCAGACAAACAGGAAGGAUGCUCUCACGGGAGCAAGAGUGAGACUGAGGCCCAGAGACUUUUGAGGCAGGUGGCAUCUUGGGGGGCAACAGCUUUAUGGGGAUAUAAUUCAUAUACCAUACAUAUGUUUAAAGUAUACAGUUCAGGGGGCGUCUGGGUGGCUCAGUCGGUUAAGCAUCUGACUCUUGGUUUCAGCUCAGGUCAUGAUCUCACGGUUUGUGAGUUUGAGCCCCGAAUCAGGCUCUGCACUGACCGUGUGGAGCCUGCUUCAAUUCUCUCUCCCCCUCUCUCUGCCCUCCCCUUCAGUCUCUCUCUCUCUUUCUCAAAAUAAGUAAACUUUUAAAAAAUAACAAUAAAGUAUACAGUUCAGUGAUUUUAGUAUAUUCCUAGAGUUGUGGAAAACUCACCACAAUCAACUUUAGAACAUCUUAAGCACCCCAAAAAGAAACACUAUACCCACAUUAACUAUCACUCCCCAAUUCCCAAUUCCUGCCCCCUAGCUCCUGGCAACCACUAAGCUACUUUCUGAGACAGAAAGCUAUGUCUCAGAUUUCUAUGAUAGCUGUGAAUUUGCCUAUUCUGAACAUUUCAUAUAAAUGGAAUCAUAUACUGUGUGGCCUUUGUGACUGGCUUAUCUCACUCAGCAUAAUGUUUUCAAGGUUCAUCCAUGUUGUAGCAUAUACCGGUGCUUUAUUCCUUUGUAUGGCUGAAUAACAUUCUGUUGUAUUGGCAGGCAGACCAUAUUGUGUUUAUCAGUUCGUCAGUGGAUGAACAUGUUGGUUAUUUCCACUUUGGGGCAAUGAUGAAUAAUGCUGCUGUGGACAUUUGUGUUCAAGUGUUUGUGUGGGCAUAUGUUUUCGGUUCUCUGAGCACAUACCUAGGAGUGGAAUUGCUGAGUUGCAUGGUGGAGCAGAUGAUAUUUUACCCACUGUGGUGACUAAGUCAUUGUGAUUCUCACUUAACUUGGUGCUGCCUAAAGCACACCAUCUGAGGCACCUCUGAGGAAUGGUAAGAUGCCAGAUCUGAUAGUUUUCCAGAGCUCAGAGAGAUGAAAUAUAUAAGGAAGAAAGGAGUAGAGGGUUUCCACAUCCUCUAGACCAGGUACACAGCACAACCAGAAGCUCUUGAUGAAACACAGCUUCCCAAGCCCAGCCCGAAAGCUGCUGAUUCAGUAGAUCAGGGGGGGACCCAGGCAUCUGUAUUUGUAACAAGCUCCCCUCCCGGGAGGAGCAGAGGCAGGCUUUGCCCCUGCAGCCUCUUUGGCAGGCCUGUGGGCUCCCUGAAGGCCAGGGCCCCGCUCGCUCGUGGAGGGGCUCGGCACUACAGGUUGCCCUUUGAUCUUCUCAGGCCCUGCCCACUCGAGAGGCUCAGGGAGGGCCAAGCAGGCCUGUGGCUUAUGUGGGCAGGUAAGAGACUAAGGCAGAGCUGGGCCUCUGGGUCCUGAGGGCCCCCUGCUGGCCUGUGUAAGUGGUGUCUGUGACCUGCCAGGGCUGCCUUGGCGAAGGCCCCAGCUCCAUCCCUGGUCCAGGUAUCACCCUCAGGGUGUGUCUCCUGCUGCUGUGUCAGGCCUGUGGCCCUGAGGGGGUCAAAAGGGGUACAGUGACCAGUGCAGAGGUGGAGGUAGAGUCUUGCACAUGGGCCUGUACCAACUGCCACCUCCAAAAAGCCCUUCCUUUGGGGCGCUCAGGUGGCUCAGUCGGUUGAGGGUCUGACUCUUGAUUUCAGCUCAGGUCAUGAUCCCAGGGUCUUGGGGUCAAGCCCGACAUUAGGCACUCUGCUGAGUGUGAAGUCUGCUCGAGAUUCUCUCUCUCUGUCUGCCUCUGCCCCUCUCCCCCACUCAUGCUCUCUCUCUCUCUCUCUCUAAAAUAAAAAAUAAAUUUUUAAAAAAUGUACAAAAAGCCCUUCCUUCCUGCUGAGGAUCCUGGGAGUACAUGCCAUUUGUGAUCUGACCGUGUUCUGUGUUCUGCAUUGGACACUGAGAACACUGAGGCCUGCAGACGAGGCCUCUUGCCUGAGGAUGCCCAGCUCAGGAGCAGGGAGGCCAGACAGGAGCAAGGUUUUAUUCUUAACCUCUGUGUCAAAAAGGCAGGGCCGGGGCUGAGAGCGAGUUCAGACACCAUCCAUCGUGAACAUCUUUAGGCGGAUUCAUCUUUGGACAGUCAGCUGGUUGGGAAGGGCCCUGUGGGUCCAAGCCGGGAGAGACAGAGAGGCUUCUCAGGCCACGUCUCUCAUUUUGUCAGCGGAGGCCCAGAGAGGGCAGUCCCCUUGCCUGCGAUCACACAGCAAAUUAACAGCAGAGCCUGAACUAGACCCCGAUCACCUGUCUCCCAUCUAGCUCUUUCUCUGCCCCUUCCUGCAUGGCAAGAAAGACCCCAAAAGGUAGCUUUGGCCAGGGCUCACCUCACAGGGUGAAGGUGGCAUGUUUGGGGUCAGAGGGCAAAGCCAGUCCCUCCUGCCAUGGGGGGGGAGGAAAUCUCCUUGGGUUUCAGGAAACCCCAUGAGCUUUGUUCCAGGAGGAGAGCCUUGCUCCCAAGUCCAUCCUGAACCCAUGAGUAUGGGAAAGAAGGCUGGGGUCAUGGGGAUGGGUGUCCUCAUUCACUCAUGCAUUCACGCAUACAUUCCAGAAGCAUUUACUGAGUGUCUGCUGUGAGCUAAGAACUGUGGAGUGCCAGAACUUCUCAGGUCUCUGGCCCCACGACCCCCAGGCUUCUCUCCUCGGGUCGUCUAGACGGAGAGGUCUUUUCUCCACAUUUCGGGUGAUUCUCCUUCUCCUCGUGCUGGUGGAAGCCCCACUUUGUGGGGCAAGAACCAGAGGCAGCUGGGGGUGGGGGGGCACGGCUGGCUGCCUGUCCCCGUCCCGGCCCAGCGGCUGUCAGCCUGGAGCAGCCAGGGCCAGCCUCCCGGGGAUCGGCCAGGGCGGGCGGCAGAGCAUCCGCGUCAUUAAUAAUGAAUCGCUAGAUGCCUCCUGCUCUUCCCACCGGUCACCUAAUUUACUUGGCGGGGGCGCCCGACGGCCCGUGGUGUGCAGAGCCAGGAGUUGGACUCUGGGAAGCCUGGGGAAACAGCUGCUCCCCUGAACCUCACCCCCGGCAGCCCCCAGGCCACCACCCUGACGGGAGGCGCCCUCCCUUCUCCCCUCUCCCCUGGAGGAGGGCGAUGUCACGCGGAGGUCGGGAGUAACCUGCAGCCCAGCCCUGCCGGACACCGCCGGCCUGGGGACUCUGGCAGCCAGAGCUAGACCAGGGUGAGUGCAGGGGAAGGACCAGUAGAGCCGAGAAGGCUGUGAGCGGAGAAAAAAUGGCACCGCCCCCACCUGGAUUUCCGAGUUCCCUCCGAUAAGGUCUUUCCUCGCAUGCUUCUGGACAUUCGAUUCCCUUCUCUCGGACACUGCACAGGAUUUUUCUCUCGCUGCCUUGGGAAAUCCUCGCUUCCGGAAGGAGCACCUCACAGCUUCCUGGCUUUCUGGGAUAAAGCCUUGUCCUGGGAACAGGAGGACUUCUAGGGGCAGUUGACUGCAGAGCCCAGAAGGAGGGGGACGCAGCCAGGAGCUGGGCCCCAGCCUUGGCAUGCAGGUGUCUUUUGUGUGCUCAGAGCACAGCCUCAAGGGCCGGGGCCCCGAGGAGCGGCUGGGCCGGCCGGCUGCCAGCAGCCCCAGCCUGGGCUCCCGUGGCCGCUUCCGCGCUGUGGCCAUGGUGGCCCGGAGCCUGGGACACCUGUCAAUGCAGAGCCUCCCGUGUGCCGGUGACGCCAGCGUGAAGCAGCCAGGGAUGAAAUAUAGGAACCUGGGCAAGUCGGGCCUGCGGGUCUCCUGCCUGGGGCUCGGAACAUGGGUGACCUUCGGAGGCCAGAUCACCGAUGAGAUAGCAGAGCAGCUGAUGACCUUGGCCUACGACAAUGGCAUCAACCUCUUCGAUACUGCAGAAGUCUACGCGGCGGGCAAGGCUGAAGUGGUAUUAGGAAACAUCAUCAAGAAGAAGGGAUGGAGACGGUCCAGCCUGGUCAUCACCACCAAGAUCUUCUGGGGAGGAAAAGCGGAGACCGAGAGGGGCCUUUCCAGGAAGCACAUAAUAGAAGGUCUGAAAGCCUCACUGGAGCGGCUCCAGUUGGAGUACGUGGAUGUGGUGUUUGCCAACCGCCCGGACCCCAACACGCCCAUGGAAGAGACCGUGCGCGCCAUGACCCACGUCAUUAACCAGGGGAUGGCCAUGUACUGGGGCACGUCACGCUGGAGCUCCAUGGAGAUCAUGGAGGCCUAUUCCGUGGCCCGACAAUUCAACCUGAUCCCGCCCAUCUGCGAGCAGGCCGAGUACCACAUGUUCCAGCGCGAGAAGGUGGAGGUCCAGCUGCCGGAGCUCUUCCACAAGAUAGGAGUGGGCGCCAUGACCUGGUCACCUCUGGCCUGCGGCAUCGUUUCCGGAAAGUACGACAGUGGCAUCCCGCCCUAUUCAAGAGCCUCCUUAAAGGGCUACCAGUGGCUGAAAGACAAGAUCCUGAGCGAGGAGGGCCGGCGCCAGCAGGCCAAGCUGAAGGAGCUGCAGGCCAUAGCUGAGCGCCUGGGCUGCACCCUCCCCCAGCUGGCCAUAGCCUGGUGCCUAAGGAACGAGGGAGUCAGCUCCGUGCUCCUGGGUGCUUCCAGUGCAGACCAGCUAAUGGAGAACAUUGGAGCGAUACAGGUCCUUCCAAAACUGUCGUCUUCCAUUAUCCACGAGAUUGAUAGUAUUUUGGGCAAUAAACCCUACAGCAAAAAGGACUACAGAUCCUAAGAAGCCCCCGGCCGCUUGCCCGGACAGUUUCUGUUUCCCUCCCAGUCUCUCUGUUCGCUCGCUUAAGCUGUUUUGAAGCCAAGUCAGGGGUGUGGUUUGCAUCAAAAAGAAAACAUCACGCGGCACGAGAUGUUGCGGGGAAAAGAUCUCAAAAGUCGCUGCUAAGACACCAUUCGCCGCUUCGCGGGACGGAAUUCUGACCCGUGCUGGGGAGACCACGCUGACUGGGAAGGGUGUUGGCGCGGUCCCGUCCAAGCUCGCCUGCAGCCCUGCUCACCCUCCUGGAAGAGACCACCACGUUUUCUCCCAGCCUCGGCCUUUCCCAGAGACGCCCCGAGUCCAGGCCAGGCCGAGACCCGGUCGGGUGCUGGGGGCAGCAGGGCUGGCCUCUCCUCUGCUGAGCACCCCCACCUGGUGUUGGGGGUGGGAAAGAGGAAACCAGGUCUGGCUCCUCCCGUGGCCCCUCUGCCAGGACACUGGACAUUGGGCAGGGCCUCCCAGGUGGGGCCCUCAACCUCCCUUCUUGCCAAGGGCUCCCAAUACUUUACCAUGGGCCCGACCUCAGAUUCAUUCUGCACCCGCUUCUCCACCACCCCCUGCCCCAGCGGGUCUCCAAGGGGCCUUCCAAGCUGUCCCUCGACCCCCACCCCCACCCUUGCUGGCAGGGGCAGAGAUCCAGGGGGAUUCCUUAUCAGUUUGGGGUCCACAGGAAGUUGGGGGGGGGAGGGUUUCUAACCACGCUCAUCGCCCUGGCAGCUUCCUCCCUGCACACAGUUGACGAUCCCCGUGCCCAGAGCAGCCCUGAGCGUUCGGGAGGGGCCUGAGGAGCAGGCUCCAGCCCAGGUCCCUCCAGGGCCCCACCUACCCUCCUCUCCAGGUGCCCUGCCCACUGCCCCUCUGUCCUUGCCCCAGAAUGCCCUGAGGUCAUGCAUACUUAGCUAGACUGUGGUCGCUGGCUGGCCACAUGCCAGGCGGCCCACCUCUGCUCUGCCUGGGUAGUGGCCUCAGGGUCUGCGGAGAGAACACACUUAGGCCCCUGGGGUUUUCCGUGCUGCAUGCGCAGGGGAGCUGGGGAGGCUGAACAUCCCGCAGAAGCCCCCACGAUCUAGGAAAAGGCCCCAGGAGCCUCCCCCUGGAGCAGUGCCUUCUUCAAGGCCUCAGAUCGGGUCAGGGUGAGGCACCCCACGUUAGGGUGCUAAGUCUAGGUGCCCAGAGCAGGUUACCCGGGCAGACGGACAGCAGUACCAACCCCAGAACCACCACAUGCACCCUGUGAGGAGGUCAGGACGGCUGGAGCCAGUCAUUCCUGGCGAUGCAUCCACCCCCCGCCCCCCAGCCCGGAACAGGACAGAACCGUCAGCCCCCCGGCUGGGAGGAUGAAGGGCACAGGCCUGCAGCCGGGAGUCCUGAGGUACCAGCCUCUGCUGGCUAUUUGGAGGCAGGAGCCCACUCUGUAGGGUGCCUCUGUGUCUCCGGUCCCAGCAGGUAGCAGCUGGCCCCACCUCGACACCCCUCCCCCUCCCCCGCCAACAGUCUCACCUUCACUGCAGCCGGUAUGCCCGGUCCUGCUUCGCCCUGCCAUCCUCAGAGAGCCUCCUGGCCAGCCCUGGCUGGGCUGAGGCCUGAGAAAGCCACAAACUUCCUGACCUUUAUGCUGACCCUGGAGUCUAGAACCUUCCCCCCUCCCAGCCCAGGCCCCUGGGCUCAUCACCAAAUCUAUAAGCUGCACACUGUGGGUGUGGGGAGGGGGUGAGCCUAUCCUGGCAGGGGCCCCUGGCCUGUGGCCACUGCCCACCACCACACGGGAUGCGUGUCUAGCUCCCAAGACAGGCAGGGACCAGGUGCUCUGGGCCAGGCAGCCCCCGUACUGAGGGACCAGAUUGCCCACCCCUCACUGGGGAGAGCUGCUGGGCCCCCUUCACACUGCUGCCCCCCUCAUGGGGAGCCACACCUGGGAAGGCAGUCCCCUGUUGGCCACAUUUGCCAAACGGAGACGAGGGCCCCC
Molecule: messenger RNA, 9968 nt
Organism: Panthera uncia (snow leopard)
Lineage: Eukaryota; Metazoa; Chordata; Mammalia; Carnivora; Felidae
Gene: KCNAB2
Product: potassium voltage-gated channel subfamily A regulatory beta subunit 2
Exons: 14
Coding region: 6767-7963 (398 amino acids)
Biological process (GO): potassium ion transport; regulation of potassium ion transmembrane transport; transmembrane transport
Cellular component (GO): cytoplasm; voltage-gated potassium channel complex; extrinsic component of cytoplasmic side of plasma membrane
Molecular function (GO): voltage-gated potassium channel activity; transmembrane transporter binding; potassium channel regulator activity
Source: RefSeq, a predicted model, not a curated record